This is a messenger RNA of Acipenser ruthenus (sterlet), 1610 nucleotides long. Its product is annotated as B-cell receptor CD22-like. The annotation marks the transcript as partial. The record is from RefSeq and is a predicted model, not a curated record. The transcript is spliced from 7 exons. NCBI's taxonomy places the organism in Eukaryota, Metazoa, Chordata, Actinopteri, Acipenseriformes, Acipenseridae.
CAUGUCUUUUUAUUCCAUGAAGAGCCCAAGGUUACCCUGGACCCUCCUGUUCCAGAUCAUACUGUGAAAGAAGGAUCUUUCGUUAACCUGACCUGUGGCUUUGACCGCUGCACCCUGAAUGAGAGCAGCUUUGUCUGGUACAGGGAGGGGCAGCCAAUCAGGAACGCAACAUCAAACAAACUUCAGUUUAAUGUUUCUUAUGAGCAUUCUGGGAAGUACUGCUGUGCUUCUGCUGAGAACAGCAGCAUUAAAUCUGAAGAAAUCAAUUUGAUUGUGAAUUACUCCCCAAAGAACACCUCAGUCGGGGCUCCCGGUGGAAUAGUGGAAGGGAGCUCAGUGACGCUGACCUGCACCAGCAAUGCAAACCCACCAGUCAGCAGCUACACCUGGUUCAGGAGGGAUGGAAAUGGGGAUGAGGAGAAAGCUCGUCAGCAGCAUCUCAAUUUCAGCAGCAUCACCUCCAGUGACAGCGGAGAUUAUUAUUGUGAAGCUAAGAAUUCUCUAGGCGCACAGAACUCUUCCUCGGUUCAUCUGAGUGUGACAGCGAUCAUGAGAAUGAAUAUGUUAAUAUAUGCAGUGGCUGGGAGUGUGCCUGUGAUCAUCUUGCUUAUCCUGGUGAUUAUCAUUUGCAUCAAGCGGAACAAGAAAGACCAACCAAUCGAAAAAGUGAAUGUGAAAAGCGAAGGAGGGAAUCAGGAGCUCACGGUUAUAAAUACAAUAUAUGAAAAUGUAAAUGGAUUGCCUUCUAGCGGAGGAACGCAAGAGCAUGUAGAGGAGAUACACUAUGGAUCCAUCCAGUUCCAGGAGAGAAACCAGCCUCACGCACUGAUAGAUGAUAAGAACAUCCCUUUAGAAGACUCUGUCAUCUACAGCACAGUUGCCAAGCCAGUCAGCUGAACGAAACGCAGGUUCACAAUUGUGCAGCAAUGCUGAGGAACACGCUGCAGUCAUUCAAGAUCUUUUGCCACGUAUCCUCCUUCAAGCAUUGGGACAGGUGAAGAAAUGUCGAGCAACGGAAGGAGGGCACGUGCUUUACCAACACAGAGCCCUUGCUUACCAGAGUGUGAGCAACCCCAAUCUGAGUCUUCACGAGCAGCAUGUGUACAUGCAGUUAAAAUGUCACGACUCUCUGUCUCAAGGAAAGAAACGCAAUGUCAGAUUCUUGUGUAAAAGCAAAGCUCAUUUAUUAGUAUUUGUUUCUUAAAUCCACAAAGCAAGGUGACAGUCAGUAAAUUACAUUUAAAGACAUAACGGUAUGUAAAAAAAUUAAUUAAAUGUUUUUCAUAUGAAAUAAAGACAUGUUUUAAUAUCUAUAUAUCUUAUAGCUGCAGAAAGCUCAGACCAUAUGCAGGGUGUGGUAACUUUAUUAAUAUAUAAUGAAUCAGUCCAUUCUACUUUUAUUCAAAUUACACUGUUUAUAGAUUCACGAAAGAUUAUUCUUAACAGAUGAUUAUAGCCAGCACAUGAUUACAUUGGUUUACAUUCAUUGGAUAUUCAAGAUACAGAAACAUCACAAGUAUUGCGACCCAUUCUUCUAGUCGAAUAAUGCUAGUCUCCUAACUUGCAGUCAAAAUAGUAAUUAGCCAUUUCUUUCAACUGGGGACACCCUU